Messenger RNA from Bradysia coprophila, 1273 nucleotides. Its product is annotated as trans-1,2-dihydrobenzene-1,2-diol dehydrogenase-like. Gene Ontology annotation, molecular function: nucleotide binding. Lineage: Eukaryota; Metazoa; Arthropoda; Insecta; Diptera; Sciaridae. The record is from RefSeq and is a predicted model, not a curated record.
AUUAUCCACUAAACUUUUGCGGUGAUAAAACAUUCAGUCUGGCCGUAUCCGCGAUUGAAACGAUACUCGGAGCUCUGAAUAAAAUCGUUAUCAGAAAUGACUUCUCCACCGACGAGAUGGGGAAUUAUGGGUGCUGGGAUGAUUAGCCAUGAUUGGGCUGUUGCUGUAUCAACGUUACCGACGACAGAACAUCAAAUUUUGGCUGUAAGUGCCAGAAGCAAAGAAAAUGCUGAGAAUUUUGCUAGGGAACAUAACAUCGCCAAAGCAUAUGGCUCCUACGCUGAAUUGUGCCAGGAUAAAGAUAUCGAUGUCGUUUACAUCGGUACAAUACAUCCGGAACACUUGAAAUUGGGAAAAUUGGCAUUGGACCAUGGCAAGCAUGUCCUGUGCGAGAAACCGUUAUGUAUGAACGUUAAAGAAACUGUUGAGUUGGUCGACUAUGCGAGAAGUAAGAAAUUAUUUUUUAUGGAGGCGAUCUGGAGUCGAUUCUUUCCGGCUUAUCUGAAAUUGAAGGAGGAUAUCGAUAAUGGGAGCAUCGGUGAAGUUGUGCAAGUGAUUGCUGGUAUGGGAUUGCAGUUUCCUGAGGACAAUUGGCGUAGAUCAAAAGAACUUGGCGGUGGUACUGUAAUCGACAUGGGUACAUAUUGUUGUCAAUUCGCGUCGCUGGUAUUUUCCGGACUGAAACCGGAAAAGAUUAUAGCAUCGGGUCAUCUGAAUUCGAGUGGCGCCGAUGAUAGUUCCAGUGCGACAAUUAUUUAUCCGAACGGAAAAACGGCAACCCUUAUCACCCACAGUCAGGUCAACUUUCCGUGCGAAGCACUAGCCAUUGGCACCAAGGGAACACUUAAGUUACCGUUUCCAUUUUGGUCUGCCGAUAAAUUGGAAACGCCAAACGGGGUGAUUGAGUUUGCGUUACCGAAAAGUGACAAGAAAAUUAACUACUGGAAUAGUACAGGACUGUCAUAUCAAUGCCAGGAGGUGCGGAGGUGUAUUCAAAAUGGAUUGACUGAGAGCCCGAUACUAACACUCGACGAGACUGUAUUGUUAGCCGAAAUGCGAGAAUCGAUAAGGAAGCAAAUCGGAGUGGUGUAUCCCACUGACUAGUUUCGUGAAUCAAAUUGUGGAAAUCGACCGAGUGGAUGAGUUACAGUUUCCUAUGACAUAACUCUUCGCUUCUUACGAAAUGCAUUUUACCAAAAGCGAUCAUACUGUAUGUUCAAUCGACGCUGCAUUGUUGAGCCUAUCGACCUGAAAUAAACAGAUUUUGAAGAAU